UUAUUUACUCCUAGACUUGAAGCCCAACUUCAGCGGCCCUCCUCCCUCCUCCAUGGCUGCCGGCCCCGAUGCCUAUCUCCAGGGCAACAUCAGGAUGACUCUGGAGGACCCUGAUCUCUGGAAGUCCUUCCAUGGAAUAGGAACAGAGAUGAUUAUCACUAAACCUGGAAGGAGGAUGUUUCCACACUGUAAAGUAAAUCUUUCCGGGCUCAUUCCAUGUGCCAAGUACAUUUUACUGGUUGACAUGGUCCCCGAAGAUGGUUUCAGGUAUAAGUGGAAUAAAGAGAAAUGGGAGGUGGCAGGAAAAGCGGAGCCCCAGCCUCCCUGCAGGACCUACCUCCACCCUGACUCUCCGGCCCCAGGGAGCCACUGGAUGAAGCAAUCCGUCUCCUUCCUCAAGCUCAAGCUCACCAACAAUACGCUCGACCAGCACGGCCAUAUAAUUUUGCACUCCAUGCAUCGCUACCACCCGCGCUUCCACAUCGUCCAGGCAGAUGACCUGUUCAGUGUCCGCUGGAGUGUUUUCCAGACCUUCACCUUCCCUGAGACUUCCUUCACAGCAGUCACAGCCUACCAGAACACCAAGAUCACAAAGCUGAAGAUUGAUCACAACCCAUUUGCAAAAGGUUUCCGGGAUGAAGGCACUAACAAAAAAAGGCGUGCAAGCAAGAACCCAGCCUGCCUCGAGAAACGGGCCAAGAUGUCAGACGGCUUGAACAGGGACUCUGAGGAGGGCAGUCCAUCAGACUUCUGCCGGUCAUCGUUUGAGGGCUAUGACGGAGAGGAAGGAGACCUGCCCAAAGAGAAAGAGGGCGAUGCCGUCAAAGAGGAGCGUUACUCCCCGUGGGCUGUUGAGAGGGAUCCCAGUGUGAGGACUGACUCCCCUGCUGGGACAGACCCCAGGGACAUGUACAACACAGAGCAGCUUGUUCCUGCUCCAGCUUCCUACCAGCCGUACAGGUUCCACGAGUAUGGAAAGUCCCCCUCUCCCACCUCCAGCAUCGGCAGCAGCUACAGUGGAUCAGGACGCAGCAGCUUUGAGUCCAGAGUCCCUGAUGUCGCCACCGUCCCCGAUCAUGAUUCUUCAAAGCCCCGUACACAUGAGAUUGGCCCUUCCCCUUGCGGCCCGCAGGACUACACCGGGGUCCUCAACAUGACUAUGGCCCAGGCAGGCAAGCCAGGGGUGAUCGGCCACCACAUCUACAGCCCAUAUGGCGCUGAGCAGCCCCUGGGCCAGUGGAGCAACCCCGGUCCCGCCCAGUACCCACCUCCUCACCACCUGACUGCUGACUACACCACGCAAGCUGUGCACCACGGCUAUCACCAUGGCAACGUGGCCGAGUGGAGCCAGUACCCGCUGUUCUCUUAUUCCUGCUGGUGAAGGGACCUUCAGUGUUAACUGACUGAGAGUGACUUUACCAAUGCUGCAGCUGAUGCAGAGCUCACAGCUGCGAAUGCAUGCCCAGACCAGGCUGAGGGCCAGAGGCCUGAGACAAAAAAAACUGGAAAGAUGACAAGAAGUAUAAGGAGCCGCCUGCUGCUGCCUUCUGGACUGACAGGAUUCAGACUCCAGUUACGCCGAUUGAAACUAAAGUGUGCUGCUCCGUGCUGAUUGGUUGUUUUAUGGUUGCAAUGUCUAUUUAUUUUGUAUUUCAUCUCAUCUCCAAGUGUAAAUAUUAUUUUUGUAAAAAUAAAAAAAGAAAGAAUAAGGGUGCAAUGUAUGUUUAUCCUCAAACUGUGACGUGAUCUGAAAAUAAAAACCUAAAAAAAAA
Molecule: messenger RNA, 1772 nt
Organism: Micropterus salmoides (largemouth bass)
Lineage: Eukaryota; Metazoa; Chordata; Actinopteri; Centrarchiformes; Centrarchidae
Gene: tbx16
Product: T-box transcription factor 16
Exons: 8
Coding region: 53-1381 (442 amino acids)
Biological process (GO): pattern specification process; heart morphogenesis; cell fate specification
Cellular component (GO): nucleus
Molecular function (GO): DNA-binding transcription factor activity, RNA polymerase II-specific; RNA polymerase II cis-regulatory region sequence-specific DNA binding
Source: RefSeq, a predicted model, not a curated record